ACACAUUCCUUAUAGUUUACGUAAGAUCGUGAAAUGAGAAAACUAUGUCUUCUGAAGUUGAAGAGACGCAUAAAAUCAAAGCAUUGACGUCAGCGUUACAAGAAACAAAAGAUGACUUAAUUCACUGGACAUUAAUUCCCAACGAAGACGGAGAUACUGCUAUACAUCUGGCCAUUAUCCGUGACGAUAUCAAUCUUUGUAUUUACCUUUGUCGUCUUCUAGCAGCCCAAGGAAUUGAACUUGAUAUUAGAAACAAUUUGAUGCAAACACCGCUUCACCUGGCUUGCAUAACUGGCCAUUCUAAAUUGGUCGAAAAUUUAUUGGAAUCGAAAGCGGUAAAAGUUGAAUGGGGAGAUCGUUAUGGAAACACCAGUAUACACCUUGCCGUAAAGCAUGAUGAUCCGUCCUGCGACAUCAUGCGGUUAAUUUUGAGUCAUCUAUUCAAUGAUGAUGACGACGUUAUAAAUGCAAAGAAUAUAAAAGGAUAUUCUGCUUUGCACAUAGCGUCGUCAAUCAACAAGCCGGAAGCAAUCAAACUUCUUGUUACACACGGAGCCGAGAUCGAUCAACCGGAUACAAAAAGCGGGAAAAGCCCUCUGUACAUCGCAGUGCAAGAAAAGAACGUUGAAGCGACUCAGGUGUUGUUAGAGCUUGGGGCAGAUUCAAAUAAGUUAACUUAUUUUCGUGAUUCUCCGUCACAACUUGCAUCAAGCUCAGACAGGAGACAUUUAUUGAGACUUAUUUCAAGAUACGACUCAUCUCAUCCUGCCUCACCUCCCGCUUUGGGAAGGCGUAACUCUCGUAGAGUAGGUGACGUUAUGAUCAAAAGCACUCAUGAACAAAAUAACUUCAUCAUCAACGAAUCUGAGAGAAAAAGUUCAAAUAGUCAGCUGUUUCAAGACCAAUCUCAAAUGUCAUCGGUCACAAACGAGUCAAAAUCUGAAUCUCCACGCCGCAAUGUCAUAGUCAAAAAUUCCCUAAACAGCGAGUGCGCAACAGCAUCUCUUUCACAAAAUAUCAGAAGCAUAAACACGGAAAAUCCAAAAACAAUAAAACGAGAACCGGGCUGUACUUCCCCUUCGUCAUACCCUAUUUCUAUCGAACCGGUCUUGUCGACAGAAACAGAGACUAGCAAGUUCAAUAGCAAGGCGUUAAGGUCCAUAGAGCAAAUGCAGUCGCAACUGGAUAGGCUCCACCGAGCUCGAGAACAACAUGCCCGACUUGUUGCCGGUGACCCGUUGGCUCGUAUACCUGCCUCAAUUGCUGCGUCGUUACUCAGACAGCGACCACAAGAGCCAUUCGUAUCCCUAUAUCCACCUGGGGCUUUGGUAAGAUCAAAUGAAGGUGACAAGUUUAAAUGUGCGGAAACGACUGAAAGGGACAAUGGAGGCGAGAUCAGUCAAAAGACAAAAGAAAAGACUCCGAAAAAGAAAAGCGUGACGUCGUCCAGAGGCAUGCGGUCACUAAAGACGUCUUUUCUAACUUCAAUAACGCCAGCCACAAACUCAGUUUCGAAACGUAAGACAGGCGCGUCAAAAUCAGUCAGUGAACCUCUGGAUCUCAGCCAUCCCGAUCGUGAAGUCACAACAACAACAGUAUUGCAUUUGGACGAUAAUAAUACAAACAUGCUUUUGGAGGAUAAAAUGAACACUGAAGUGGACAAUGACAAAGCUAAGACCAAGGAGUAUGUAGCUGAACAAGCGGAUUUACACAGCAAAAUUAAAAAAGAAGUUGUAUCGGACGAUCCUGACAGCGUAACACAGGGAAACACCAGCCCGCCAACCAUGCAUUAUCCGACACUGAUUACGCAAGCUGAAUACCCCACUUUUCCAAAGUAUACUAGUCAGAACUUGAGAGAAUCAUUUGUACCUUUUGUGAAUCCGUGGCUUAAUUUCCAGGGAGCAAUUAUUAACCCAAACGCGUUUCUGACUCAAGCAGCAUACGGUUAUAUACCAACAGCGUUAGGAAACAGUGCAGCAGCACAGUUACAGCCAACGCUUCCGCCAUUUGACCCUAACGGAAUUUCUCAAAGAAACCACUUUGCAGCUGGGAUAUCACAGUGGGUAAAUUUAUCACUCGAUGUUGCUCGUGCAGCAGAAAGGUUACGGCAACCUCGAAUUGACGAAGAAUCUGCCGAUAGCAUGAAUUCCCGAAAGCGAAAAGCAACAGACGACAUAGAAAAUCAUGGAUCACCAGCGAAAGAAAGUGAAUCGGAUAAUUUAUCGUUUUCACGCCAGUCGGCGGAGAAUGGCAAGAGAUUUCGUUCACAUAAUUCCACUGCAGUACACUCGGAAGGACUACACAGGUCUGCCAGUGAUGACCCAGGAAAUUCAAGAGAGAAAGACGAACAAUUGUCUUCAAACAGAACGCUGAAACGACGAAACAGUGCACCGUCGACUGGAGUAGCCCCGCAAGUUUUGGAGAAAGAAGAUGACAGAAGAGUUGCUCCCGUCGAUUUGCAUUCCUACGCUGGAUGCCUGCCUCCGCACUGCUUACACCUAUUACAAUCAUCCGGAAAUUUGGCAUUGUCUUACAGGGAGCAUGCUUUGAAAGAAGUGGAGGAAGUUUAUCAAACAAGAAAUCACGGUGUACCAAUCACGGCUAAUGGAAAUACGUCUCCUCAAAGUGAGUUGAGAAUUCAACAUCACACCAACAAUGCAAGCAAUGGCGAUACUAAAACCAUCGAAUUGACACGUAUUCGCGAAUCUGAUUUUCACAUGGCCGGGAGAAGGCCCAGUUCCACGCUUUACAGGGAACUGUGGAGACCGAGCGGCAGAGACGAAGGCUCCGAUUCCGCAAAAAACAAAACAAUCCCGUUGCAUCCAAAAGCAACUUACUUGCAUGGCAGUCACAAACCAGAAUCUUGGAGUUCUUACAGAAGAAAAUUGCAAAAUUCUUCUGUGCUAUCCUAUAAUGAGAGAAGGCGAAGUGGCGAUAAAGCAAGAAGGGCGUCUGAGACAGAAAGCGACGAUGAGGAUUAUAUUCAAACGCUACAAAUUAGCGAUGCAUCUUCUGACGAUGAAGAAUAUAGCGAGACGAUAGCUAAUCCCUGUAGUGACGCAAGGUCGCAAGGAUCAAUCAAUUUCGGGAGAGGUGCUUGGAGUGACCUCGAUCUAGGGAACCUUCCCGCUUUUGGGGGAAACGUCGCAGUUCCAAUAUUAAACACUGUACCUCGACAACAUUCCACAUCAAUGUAUGCAACUAUUCCAACUAAAAUGGCAUGUAGCGUUAUCAAAAACGUCCCCAAAACACUAAAUGGUUUACCUCGAACUUAUACCUCUGCAAAACUAGGAAAUUCUACAAAAAAGUCUGUUGAUCAUAAGGCAUACGCCUAUGAAUUUUCACCUCAUGACGUCAUUAGAGAACCGAGAAAGGAACUUCAAUUAAACGACUUACCUCUCACUCAACGAUCAACUACACGAGAAAUGAAAAGUCACAAAUGCCGAGGGUGCUCCCACAAGAGAGCGUCACAAGACGAAAGCAGGCUAAAAUUAAUAAGCAAUAUCUUGCAACAGUCUUACAGCAAAACGACAUACGGAGGGUUUCAGAGUACAACUCCACAUUGUGCGCCGAGGUUGGUGUUUACUUCAGAGAUAAAGCUUCCAAGCGAGGUGCAGCAUCGAAAGGUAUUCUCAAACUCAGAAGAGAAACCAGCUAAAUCGUCAGGACUGACUGCUAGUGCCGCCAUUGAAGAGAGGUCACUCCAAAGAACGACAACGACCAGUAGAAAUUCAGAUUCGGAAUACUCGCACAAGUUAUUCAAAUUUGCUAGAGCGGUGAAAGAAAAUAAGAAUCGAGAGCCAAAAAGUGUCGGAGAGAAGGAUAGCAUAAAAUCAAGUUCAGCGACUGAAAACAGAGCAUCGAUUUUAUCUGGUUCUAGUGUAUUAGCGGCUAGAACAGGACGUAGCACCUCAUCGUCUUCCACGAGACUUAAUUCUUUGGACGCCAAAUUGGAAGAGCUUCGACAAAAAGCUACUGAAAGAGAAGAGAUGAAUAAACUAGACAGACAAGAAAGAGAGGCCGCGCAUUCUGAAGCAAAACCAGUAAACAUUAAAACUGAAACUACGUACUCGCAUUCUAGCACAGACGUAACAUCGCCUUCAUGUUCACAAACGAACGUGAUAUUUGACGCAAAACGUAAAUUGAGUCAAAGUCCGUUUCAAGAAUCGGAAAGUGGGCGUUUUAGUGGCAAAAAGAAUGUGGCUGUGAUCAAGCCAAAUCAAUCGAUUGUCUCGCAAACUAGUCGUGAUAAUAUUCCUUUCAACGUUGGUCCACCGAAAAAGAGACAUAUGAAGAGAUAUUCACCGGAGUUUUAUAAACAAAGACGAGAAGUUAUUUUGCAAGAUAGAGAAGUGCGAAGUGCAUCCCCCCUGCCACAAGAACCAUUUGUUUCAACCAAUGUUCUUAUCGACAAUGAAGAUCGUUCUUUGAACGUUAGAUGGUGCUCUCCCGAUCGAAGUCCAACUCGAAGAAAGCAUGCACAAAAUGCAAGGACUAUCCUAACAUAUACUGUACCGUUGGGACCUCUCAAGCAAUCCCGUGGAUCAAACAGUCACACUGUGCGACUGGAGCAAAAUUAUCGAAAACAUCCACGUUAUGCUUCGGCACCUCGCUCGGAUACGGUUAUUGUGGUCGAAUCCAGAGUGCAAGAAACCCUCAGAGAUGAAAUAGACGAAAGACUGGAGAUUGGAGACCUGGAAAUCAGCGAUGAUGAAAGUUAAAAAUAGACUUGUCAUCAAUAUAAAACUGUUCUUAGGUUUUUGGCAAUUAUCAAUAAUAAAAAUUCAAUUGACUGUCUCAUGAGUUAUGAGUGACUUUGUAGAAUAGGUUCUUUUGAACAUAGAUCGAUGUGAAGCAAGUUUAGUACAACCUAUCUAUAGACGAUACAUGGCGAUAAUCUUUCUGAAAGUACUAAGUAGACAAUUUGAAAAAUCGUCAUAAAGUGAAUAUGGCUUGUUUUUUAUCGACUGAUCUGAGUGGAUGAGAGCCUGACUUAAUAUGCUCUUGGCGUUUGCAAAUAUUGCUCCACAUUAACCUUUGACUUUUUGUUUUGUUCAAUCAUUUAGGUUGAGCCAUGCUUUCUGGCCAGAUUGUUGUUUGUUCAUGAAUCGUAAUUUAUCUUGUUUUUGCAAUGAAUGUAGUUAUUUUCUUUAGUUUUAAAUAAUUGUGAAUUAAGUAUAAUUUUGAGUCUAGUAUUAAUAAUCCCGGGCAAGUUUUAUUGCCUUGAAGGUGCUUUUAACGAAAAAUCCGAAAUUUGAUGAUAUGAAAUAUUUUAAUUUGUUUGAAGCGAUUAUUGGUUAUAAAACCAAAAUUGUAUGACCAUUGCUAGGCUGUAAAUUGUGUUAUUCGAAAUUUUGCGAUUGUUCAUUAGGUGAUUAACGUACUGUUCCCUUAUAUCUGGUGAUUAGUUUCUGACAAUAGAUCGUAAAAUUUAUAUUGAUAUCAUAUUCUAUUAUAAUAAUUAUAAUAUUUUCCCUCUAUUCAUUUUUUCUCAUUUUAAUUUAUUGUUUAUUUACAUUUUUAUAUUUUAACCCACAUAUGCAUACAUACUAAAUAAAAAUGACCGGAA
Molecule: messenger RNA, 5569 nt
Organism: Styela clava
Lineage: Eukaryota; Metazoa; Chordata; Ascidiacea; Stolidobranchia; Styelidae
Biological process (GO): cellular response to tumor necrosis factor
Cellular component (GO): cytosol
Molecular function (GO): NF-kappaB binding
Source: RefSeq, a predicted model, not a curated record